AUGCCGUGGACUACAACCGAGCACUCGCCAAACACUCUCACCCGGCCCCUUGGCCCUAACGAGGUAUUCAUCAAGUUGGUCAGUGACUUUGGCCACCCACUAGGCCGUGAACACUGGGCAGUCAACUACACCGUCACCAUCCGUCCUCGCGGGGAAUUUGCAGCGGAUCUCCUUCCAACGCUGAUCCGCCACAGCUGGUUGCAUCUGCGCUUCCAACACCCCAGUCUAGCCGCGCAUCCAGACUCCUCCGACGCCAACCUCGUCUACACAGUUCCCGAGUCCGCUGAUACCCUCAACCAAUGGGCCUCCCAAACCUUCUUCAUCAAAUCCGACGCCCAGUCUGCCGACGAUGUGAUCCGCACCAUCGCACCCGCCCCUGACGCCCAACUAUACUACAUCCCCAAAUCCAGCCAACUCCUCCUACACACGGCGCACUGGCGCACGGAUGGAGUAGGCGGCUUCCUCCUCCUCGGCCAGCUCGUCGACCUAAUGGCCUCUCAUGCCGACACCCUCCUCUCAGGAAGCCUUCCUGACCCAUUCGACGCCUGCGCCUGGGGUACCGAGACCACCCGACUAUCCCUAUCCGUCGAAGAAGCCGGCAACAUGCCCCUAAACCCAACCGACGAACAAAAGGCCAUCGCGCAGGAAGCAGUAGGCACCUUUGCCCUCGUUCAAGGGGCCGUCGGGAUCCCCUACACGGGAGACGCCACAACCAUCCCCACGGGCACCCGAGCCUCCGAACUAACCUUCACCUCGGCGGCCACCACCGCCGCCCUCUCCGCCGCCAAAGCCCGCGGCCUCGGCAUUACCGCCGCCACGCACGCCAGCGUCGCCGCUGUCAACUUCCGGCACGCCAUCCCCGAGCACCGCGCCCAGCGUCGUCACUACACCAGCACCAUCCGGCACACGUUGCGGCCAUAUAUGCCCGAACCGUACUCUGGUCCCGCGGGGGCCGCCACGCUGUUCACCACGGGCUGGACGUACCGCGUCGACCCCACGAGUAGCUGGGAAGAGAAUGCGCUCAAGUAUCACGCUGAGUAUCGGAGGGGACUUAGUAAAGAGUAUCUUCUCGCUCAUCGUGAGUAUGCGACUAUGCUGGUGAAUUUGCUGCGGAACCUCCCGGCGCCGGAAGAGCCGCCGAGUGAUAUUGAUAUUAGUAGUUUGGGGGUUCUGGAGAAAUAUCUGCAAAGAGAGUAUGGGAGUCCUGAAAGUGGGUUCAGUAUCGUGUAUGCGGGGCUUGGCGUGGAGAUGCUGGCAAGACAGGGUGUGGUGUAUGUUUGGACGUUCAGGGAUCAAUUGACGCUGAGGGUGGUGUUUAAUGAGGCGUAUCAUACGGAGGAGCAGAUGUGGGCGUUUCUGAGGGAUGUUAAGGCGGAUUUGCUACGGGAGUUGGGGGUGGAAGAGUAG
This is a messenger RNA of Aspergillus welwitschiae, 1407 nucleotides long. RefSeq lists its product as uncharacterized. The transcript has a single exon. Lineage: Eukaryota; Fungi; Ascomycota; Eurotiomycetes; Eurotiales; Aspergillaceae. The coding region runs from base 1 to 1407 and encodes 468 amino acids. The record is from RefSeq and is a predicted model, not a curated record.